GAGUGCUGCGUUCAAAUGAUAUUCAAUUGAUAUGAGCAGUAUGCGCCGCCUCAAGCGUCAGUGUUAGUUUAUAUUUGUUAACUGUGCAAAUUGUAUAUGCAUACGUUUUCCAAUGGCGUCGACACCGCCCGUCAAAUUAGUAAUGAAAAAAAACGAGUGUGAUAAAACGCGGAGCACCGGUGCCGUUCCCAAACAGGCUGCGGCAACAUUAACAUCAGCAUCAACAACAGCAACAUCAGCAGCAGCGACAACAAAUACAACGCCGCCGACAACCAGAUCCAGUAGCAGUCGUGCGCGCAACUCAUCCCUAAUCAAGCAACAGGAGGAACAGGAGAGGGAACGGGUAAAGGAGCUCAUAUCGGGACUGCGGCGUGGCAACUGCAAAAAUCUAUACGAUCUGCUGGAGCGUGCAACAGUAACAAAAACACAUAUCAGCACACAACGAGAGGCACUGCGUCAAUUGGCAGCCGAGCACAGUUACGAUCCAACAGAUCAACUUCAAGAGCAACAGCAGCGCUUUUGCUUCCCAGUGCGUCCAGUGCAACGAGUUCAGCAUCAACAAGCGCCGUCACCACUGCAGCCGGCAGCAGCAACAGCAGCUGCCCUGCGACUGCGUCAGCCAACGACACCCAAUGCAACAGUAGGUGUCGUCACACCCAACACGACCAACGGCAUCGAGGAACAGCAGUCCACAGUCAGCACUAGCAACAGCAACAACAACACCAGCAAUCAUCAAGUGCCCUCAGCACUUCAAACUGUGAUUCAUCAGAUAUUUGGACCAACAGCAUCGCAGCACUCGACACGUUCACAAAUUGAAUUCCUGCGCAAAUUGCUGGGUUUGGAUGAGAAUUGGAAUAGCAAUAGUGGUCAGCAGACAACAGGCAGUAUAGUACAGCAAUUGAGCAAUAUGGUUCAUGAAAUCAACCCGGGCGCUGGCGAAAAGGAGGGCAUUGUCAAUUCGACGAGUCUAGAGGAUGUUGCAUUAAGUGAGAUGAGCGAUCGGGCCCAGUCCAUACAAUCGCUGCACAGUGUAAUGGAGACGCCCACGCCGGAUACUACGCCCAGUUUCGAUGAGCUGCAGCAGCGCUUGGAUGCCUCCAAUCGAAACAUGCAGCAUUUACAUGAUGAGCAGCAAAAGUUGCUGCAAAUCCAAAACAUGGCCAAAACACAUCUCAACGAAAUGGAGCAACUACGCCAAAACAGCGCACGCUUGUCGCAUGCCGGUAAUGGCGAUGCACCCAACUAUGAGUCCGUACAGCAAGUCCAGGAUGACAUGGCUUCGCUGGUGGGACGCAUGAAAAAUCUCACGUCUUUCAUACACAAUCAAAACGAGCUGAGCAACAUACUGGGUGACGACGGCCCAGAGAUUUUGGCCGAACAGCAGGCACUGCAACAGAAACUGGAAUCAUUGCGUUCGCAGCGCGAGGAUAUGCGUGAGCUGGUAAAUGAACUGAACAGCAUUAAUGCCGUCGCCAGGGAGUCGAACGCUGCGCGUAACGCUGACCUGGAGAAGGAGGCAAAGCCAAAGGAGCCGACACCGCCGACUAAUCAACUGACGAGGCCCGUAAAUGAGCGCGUUGUGCCCGUUGAAUACCAGCGCAAUGUGCCCAUCCUGCGCGAAGAAGCGUCUAAGGCGGCACAGCGUGCCCAACACGCUCAGAACAUGAUCAAUCAGAAGACGGCGGACAUUGAUGCCCUAAAGGCACAAAUGGCCAGGCUCAAGGGCAUGCUGGACACUGUCACCCAAAUAGAGGAGAGCACACCCAGCAUGGGUGAGACGUUGGAGCGUCCCAGUCCCGACCACCAUGAGAUGCCCGUAGAUAUUUCGCAGCGUGUGCAUGCACUAAACGAUGUGACUUCAGAGCUGCGUGCCGAAGCGGCCAGUUUGCAGCAGGAACGCGAUCGCAUAAUGGCAUUGAAAGCCGAAAUUGAGCGUCGCAAGCAGCAAGCAGCGGCUGCAGUGCAACUGGGUGAUGAGGCUCUGCUGCGUAAUAGUCUCACGCCAACGCCUACGCCUCGCCGGCAACGUGACGAAGACGACGAGGAGGAGGAAGAGGAGGCAACAACGAGUCAAGUGCAGAAGCAGACGCGCGAUGAGUUGCGUGCGCAAUGUGAGCAACUGCGACGGGAGUACGAGGAGAAGCAGCGCGAAUAUCAGGCGCGUUAUAUGAACAACAAUGGCAGCAGCACCAAUCACAGCAAUAACAAUAACACCAACACCACAUCGGAGGCGGAUGAUGAGGGCAACGAUGACACUGAUAGCGAUAGAUAUUUUGCUCAAAUGCGAGCAGCAUCUUCGGCAACAUUGAAGCGUUCGCCAUCGGCCAGCACUGUCGUUGAGAAACAACAACAUCAACAACAACAGCAGCUUCAUCAUCAUCAUCAGCAGCAGCAACAACUUUUGCAACAGCAGCAACAACACCUGGAACAACAACGACGAACACAUCAAAAACAACAACAGCAGCAGUCGCAUCAGCCACGUAUUGCCCACUCAGUGUCAAACAAUGAGGAGGAGCUAAAUCUGACCAUAGACAGCCAAUCGCUGGGCAAUGAUAGUCUGCAGUCGAGCAGCACCAGAUCGCAAUAUAUGCCGCCGCCCAUGGCACCCGUUCAGGGCAUCUGGAGUACUCAAAAUGCUACCAAUGCUUGGCACUCGCAGCCAGUGUAUGUGCCAACGACUCCAACUGGUGCGGCUCCUGCCCCCGUGGUGGCUGCCUCUUCAAAUGCCUCGAGUGGUAACCCAACGCCCGAUGCUGUGCUACUGCAGCAAUUUAUGCAAACGCAGCAGAUGCUCAUCAACUCGGUCUGUCAGUGCAAUCAGACUUUGUGGCAUCAGCAGCGUGAGAUUGAUAACCUCAACAAUCAGAUACAUACGCUACAAGAUCGUCUAGCUACGUCGUGCCAGGAGCACGCCUAUAGCCUGCGCUCGGAGUCUGUGCCACCGGUUACUUCCGGCCUGGCACCCAACAAUCUCUGCCUGGGCGGCGUCAGUAAUCGCGCACAGUCGGAGCAGCUGUACAGCUUUGGAGCCUCACACCAGAGCGCCUUCAGCAACUAUCAGCGCAGCAGUCAUCGCAACAAUAUAUAUAGUAGCAACGAUCCACAUUCAUCGCAGACGUACUUGAAUAAUGCAGCGCCACCACCACCACCACCGCCGACGUCUGCACCGCCAACGCAUUUUAACAACGAGACGCCGCUGUCGCCGCCCUCGUAUCGCACCAGUCCGGGACCGAUAUUUAUGAAUCAUCAUAACAAUACCAUACAUCAGAACAAUGCCAAUUUGCGUACACAGAAUCAGCAUGCGAACAAUUUGCAUUCAUUGCCAGAGGAUGGAGUUACUCCGGCCACACUGAACAAUCAGGUGCCACCGGGCAAUCGGGCCAACAACUACUGGGACAACUUCCGAAGUUAUACGCGCCAGAAUUUGCUCUCUAACAAAAGCAAUGAGGAACUCAAUGUGGAGCAUCAGUAUCGACAGAUUCAGCGACAGCGUCAGCGUCCCAGCUACUUCCAGACGCAUCUGCCACACACAGCUCGCAGUGCCACAGGCAGCAUGCUACUGCAGCAGCAGCAGCAGCAGCAACAUCAACAACAGCAGCAGCAACAACAGCAGCAGCAGCAACAACAACAACAUCGUCACUUUUAUGAGACGACAACACAGCAUCUGCACAACAGCAGCAACAGCAACAAUUUGAACAACAGCAGCAGCAAUCGCGAUUGGCGUGAGAAUGUCCACGACGAGGAGGAUGUGGAUGAGGAUGAUAACAAUGAUUCCGCAGUGUUUGGUGGCAGCGGCAGCAGUGGUGGAGGCAGGCGCCGCAAUCGUCGUCGCCUGAUGCCCACGCUGCGUGACGAGGACUUCGCUUUGCACGAACUGGCCGCCGGCUCAUCCAAUUUGCUCAACAUGAACGUGAAUAGCCCCCAGUAUCAGCGGAAUAAAGUUCCUGCCAAGCCGACCACAUCGACGGUGUCUCUGACACCGUUGCAGCAGCGUCAUCUACGCUUUGAUUUCGAGCUGCCUGCUCAAUACAUGGACUAUGAACUGCCAGUGCCGCCAGAAUCUCUACCAGUACAGCCCGCUGGUCCCUUAUACAAUGUAACUGCUCUGGAGUCCACUGCGGCAGAUGAAUCCAAUGCGAUGCUGGAGCAAACGGAGGAGACCGCUUCUGAGGAACUAAAUCGUAAUUUGCUGGUCAAUGCAUUGAAAAAUGACAAGUUUACCACAAAGUUUUACGAGUCCAUCAAGGAGGAUGUGUAUAGACGACUCGAAACUCUCUUCGAACAGCAGCAACAGCAACAACAACAGCAGCAACAACAGCAGCAGCAACAACAGCAGCAACAACAACAGCAACAACAACUGCAGCAGCAGCAACAAGGCGAACAGCAACUCUACAAUGAAAUGCAUAGUCUGCGGAAGACGCUCAACCAGGGACAGCAGGCGAGCAGCGCACAGCCAGCUGAGAGUGCAGCUUUGAAUGAGACAACUGAGGCCACGGAAAGUGGCAAUGAAACGCCACAGGAGCAGCCAGCCAACGAUAGGCCUGAGGAUGAAGAUAGCUUGCCAAUGCAGGCUGCUGGUGCUGGUGUCGUCAUAGCAGCAAACGCUGUUGAACAGGCUCACUGUGAGACAGCUGCUGCGGGCGCUGCGUCUUUGGAUAGCGAAGAUCAAAUAAUUGAGGUUGUGAUCGAAAGGGCUGCAACGCCAGUGGCCAGCAUUGAAGUGUCGCCCGAUCACGAGCUUAUCGAGUACAUAAUCAAACGCAUACGCAACCAGACGCAUAACAACACCAUCAUCAAUGACUCGCUGCUGGCCGAGGUCUCCAAGUUGACGGCCAAUGCGGCACAGAACUCCGCCGCCAGCUGGAUACCCAAUGCCGCCUCGCCGCUCAUUUCACCCAAACGCAUUUAUGCCAAGAUCAAGAAGAUGGAAAUGCCGCGACAGCGUGAUGAGUUCUUACUUUGGUAUCGCGCAUAUCUGGAACAGCUCUUUGUGGUUGAGCAGCCGCACAACGGUUGCCCACAACCCAAGGUCAAAAGUAAGGAGGAGAGGAGGGUGAACAAAAAACAGGUGAACAAACGCGUACGUGCUCAAUCCCAUUCGCAGGAUUCCAAUAAUGAUGCCGACUUGGCCGAGGCAGAUCAAAAGAAGGUCACGUUAAACGGCGGCGAUACGGAGUGCGAGAACAAUGAGAAUCCAGACGAGAAAGCUAACGCAGCUGCAGCUGCGGAUACACAGAGCAUCAGCUUAGAUUAAAAUUAGUUAGUUUGUUAGACUUGUAGGUGACACACAUCCAAACAACAUUCCCAAGCAUGCGUAUAAUCAAUAUAUACACAAACACAUAUGACUA
Drosophila grimshawi is the source of this 5348-nucleotide messenger RNA. RefSeq lists its product as uncharacterized. Lineage: Eukaryota; Metazoa; Arthropoda; Insecta; Diptera; Drosophilidae. The transcript is spliced from 9 exons. The record is from RefSeq and is a predicted model, not a curated record. Bases 113 to 5254 code for a protein of 1713 amino acids.